Thamnophis sirtalis is the source of this 1320-nucleotide messenger RNA. Lineage: Eukaryota; Metazoa; Chordata; Lepidosauria; Squamata; Natricidae. The record is from RefSeq and is a predicted model, not a curated record.
GAAAAAAAAAUUCUGUCUUUUAAAGGUAAUGGAAGCAAAGACUGUGGUGAUUCCAGCUCCUUGCUUCCUGCCGAGGGAGAGGAAAUGGACCAGGCUUCUCCUAGUAAGGAUCCCAUGGACUUGAAAGACGCUGGUGUUUCGUUAAAUGUGGUUGAGCCAACCCCGAUCCAGUCAGGCCAGCAGACCAUGUUCUGGCAAGUCAUGCAGGAGGAGGAUGGGGAUGCAGAUUCUUUGGAGGGACUCUUGGUGCCCAAACCAGACCAGUCUUCCAAUCCAGAAGAAGAAGAAGAGCAGGUUUUCAUCCAGUUUCCUGUCGAAAGUGAGAGAAUUACAGAUCACGAAACAGGUAACGAAAAGAGGCCUUGGAUGCAACUGAAGAGCUCCCAGACGGAAGGAGAGACGGAGACACUGACCGAAUUCUCACCAUGGAACGUUCCCGCAACGACGACCCUUCAUGAACCAAGUUGCGAGGCCAGCGUGGAGCAGGGGAAGGUGCCGCUCGAGACAGAGCCCAGAGAGGCUUUGGAAAACUUUAUAGCGCUCUGUAGUGAAACCUCUGAACUGCAGUCUAUGGCAGACGAAUCUUUGGCUUCAGACUAUUGUCGGAAAUACCACUACAAACCAGGAUUCGUGAUGACCUACCCGGGUGAGGAGGGCCCCACCGAAUGUCCAACUUGGGUAGAAAACAGCCAACAAAAACUGUGUCCGAGAAUUCAACCGGGGGAAAAGCCUUUCGGAUGUCCCGAAUGUGGGAAAUGCUUCCGGCAGAAAGAACAUUUAAUGCACCAUCAGCAACUCCACGGGGUUGAGAUCCCUCAUGGGUAUUCCGAUAUUGGCAAAAUAUUCCAAGAAAGAGAACAUUUGUUGAGAGGUCUCCGGGCGGGGAAGAGACUUUACGAAUGUCCCGAGUGCGGGAAAAACUUUCCUACCCGCGAAACUUUGAUAAGACACGUGAGAAUCCACACGGGGGAGAGGCCCUUCGAAUGCCCUCAGUGCGGCCAGUUCUUCAGACAGCGGGCUCACUUGAUACGCCACCAGCGGAUCCACACAGGAGAAAGGCCCUAUGCGUGUCCCGAGUGUGGGAGAAGCUUCUCUCGGCGCGACAGCUUGAUCGACCAUCAAAGGAAGCACGUCCACGAGAAGCCUUAUCAGUGUCCGGAGUGCGGGAAAAGCUUUUGCCACAAAGGGGCUCUGCUGAAGCACCAGCGCAUCCACGUGACGACAAUUGUCGUCUGAAAACCUCCGCAUCCGGUACACAAAAACUCAAAUUGCAACGGUUCUGUGUUUGUUCUUUGUUCUGAUUAAACGUUAUCUAGAGAA